This is a messenger RNA of Hemicordylus capensis (graceful crag lizard), 8668 nucleotides long. RefSeq names its product protein phosphatase 1 regulatory subunit 9B (gene PPP1R9B). Gene Ontology annotation, molecular function: actin filament binding. Gene Ontology annotation, cellular component: dendrite; actin cytoskeleton; cytoplasm. The coding region runs from base 539 to 3049 and encodes 836 amino acids. Gene Ontology annotation, biological process: neuron projection development; actin filament organization; calcium-mediated signaling. The transcript has 10 exons. The record is from RefSeq and is a predicted model, not a curated record. NCBI's taxonomy places the organism in Eukaryota, Metazoa, Chordata, Lepidosauria, Squamata, Cordylidae.
GAGCGACUGGCUGUGCUGUUUGCAGAAGCGUUUUGGUCUCCAUCAUCGGGCUGCAAAAGAGAGACAGCGAGAGCCAAAGCGACCAGGGGAGGAAGAACAGAAAUAGAGGAGGAGGAGGGGAUGAAGGAGAGGUGUAACACAUCCGAUCAGCCGGCAGGAGUGGGCCUGAGCUAAUCCAAGCCCUUUGGAGGAUCUGCCUCCUACCAUUGGUAAGAGAGCCCGCUUGGACCUCUUUCCCCUUUUCUCUCCGCCGCCCCCACUGACCACAUUUCCCUGACACAAUGAAAGCCGUAUUAUAGAUGUACAGUGUGCCUAGCCCCUUCUUGUACUAGCCGAGGCGCCCCCCCCUCACCCCCCCACCCCGCCUGUCUCUCUCGCGAUGUGAGUCUUCUGCAGCUCAUCGUAGAAGAAGCAGGCAGCUCUAGAGGAGAGAGAGACAGAGACAGAGGUGGUAGUGGUGGUGGUGGGGAAAGAGACAGCCAGGAGGAAGCACCACGGGGCUAUGUGGUGUCAGCGACACCAGAAGAUUUGCUGAACCAUGAUGAAGACUGAGCCCCAUUCUAGUCCUGGCGGCAGCAGCAGUAGCAGCAGCAGCGGUGGUGGCGGCAACGGCAGCGGAAGCUUGAGGAGUGCCUCCCCUCACCGGAACGCCUACGAAGCCGGCAUCCAAGCCCUGAAAGCCACAAAGGAUGCCCUUGGUAAUCCUGACAGCGAGGAAGCCAAGAAAGCCAGGAACAAAAAGUAUGGUUCCAACGUCCACCGGAUCAAGAACAUGUUCCUGCAGAUGGGCACCACGGCGCCACCAGGCGAGGGGUCAGUCGACCUGGCCAAGAUGAAGGAGAAGCCCGUCCGGUUGUCCUUGCCCAGGGCCAGCAGCCUGAAUGAGAAUGUAGACCACAGUGCAUUGCUGAAGCUGGGCACCAGCGUGUCCGAGCGGGUGAGCCGCUUCGACUCCAAGCCUGACAAGCCCCUGUCCAAGCUCCAGGAGACACGGAAGAUCUUCGAGAGGAGCCUCCAGGAGAAGGAGACCACCAACAAGCUCCUCCUGAGGAAGGAGAGGGGUGGCUUUCAGGACAGGAAGCUGGACGUUGUGGUGCGAUUCAAUGGGAGUACUGAGUCACUGGACAAGCUGGACACGGAGGCUGUGUCGCCCACCGUCAGCCAGCUCAGUGCUGUCUUUGAGAAGGCCGACCUGAGGAACAACCUGCAUAAAGCCCCCGGCCGAGUUGGGCCCCUCAACUCCAAGAUCAUCAGCAAAAGGUCCAGGGUUUUCCUCCAGACUCCAGAAGGUGCCAAGGUGGAGGCAAGGAGUAGUGAUGGGCCUGCUCUCCAGGCGAGAGGCAGGCUGCCAGAGGCUGACAAAAUCCAAACCAAACUUCCCGCCAGUGGGCCUGGAGCCGUGAAAACAGGCGACAAGGACAGUAAUGCGGGCCUACGUCCCCAGAAGGUCCAAGAGGUGCACAAGAUCAAGCCUGUGGAAGUUGAGGAGAGCGGGGACUCGGAGCAGGAAUUUGAGGCAGCGGAGGUGGCCGUCGCGGCGGCCAUCGCAGAGGAGCACAGCAAGGCCGCCUCCAAAGGGUCUGACACUGCCAGGGCCGAAGUGAUCCAGGCUGAGGUAACGGUGCACGCGGCCUUGGAAAAUGGCGGGCUGGGUGGCGAGAGACACCUAGAAACGCCAGACCCGUUGGCAGAUGCUUACUGCGAGGAGGCGGUCAAAGCUGAGGGACCUGAGGAGAAUGACCUUUGCGAUGAGUCCAAGAAGGAGGACUUCUCUGAGGCUGACCUUGUGGACAUCAGUGCCUAUAGUGGGUUGGGGGAGGAUUCGGGAGGGAGUGGGCUCGAUGAAGACGAGGAUGCUGAUGGACUGUACGCGCCAGAAUCCAGCUGCAUGGAGAUCCCUGGGCUGUCAGACGAGGAAGAGCCUACCCCCAACCGCAAGAUCCACUUCAGCACGGCCCCCAUCCAGGUUUUCAGCACCUACUCCAAUGAAGAAUAUGACCGACGGAAUGAAGAUGUUGAUCCCAUGGCUGCCUCCGCAGAAUAUGAACUGGAGAAGCGAGUGGAAAGGCUAGAUCUCUUUCCUGUGGAGCUAGAGAAAGAUUCUGAGGGUCUGGGCAUCAGCAUUAUUGGAAUGGGGGCUGGGGCUGACAUGGGCCUGGAAAAACUCGGCAUCUUUGUCAAGACAGUGACGGAAGGAGGGGCGGCUCACCGAGAUGGCAGAAUCCAGGUGAACGACCUUAUUGUCGAGGUGGAUGGCACCAGUUUGGUAGGCGUGACCCAGAGCUUUGCAGCCUCCGUGCUGAGGAACACCAAGGGUAGAGUCCGAUUCCUGAUUGGCAGGGAGAAGCCAGGAGAGCAGAGUGAAGUAGCACAGCUCAUCCAGCAGACACUGGAACAGGAGCGAUGGCAGCGGGAGAUGAUGGAGCAGAGGUAUACCCAGUACACAGAGGAGGAUGAAGAAACAGGUGAAUAUGCUACAGAUGAAGAUGAAGAAAUGAGUCCCAUGUUCCCCAGCAGCGAAAUGGCCAUUGAAGUCUUUGAGCUGGCUGAAAAUGAAGACAUGCUGUCUCCAGUUGAGAUGGACCCUGAAAAGCUGGUGCAUAAAUUUAAGGAGCUCCAGAUCAAGCAUGCUGUGACCGAGGCUGAAAUACAGCAGCUGAAAAGAAAGCUGCAGUCCAUUGAACAAGAAAAAGCCCGUUGGCGACUUGAGAAAGCCCAGCUAGAACAAAGCGUGGAAGAGAACAAGGAGCGAAUGGAGAAGCUGGAAGGUUAUUGGAUGGAGGCGCAAAACUUGUGCCAAGCUGUAGAUGAGCACUUGAAAGAGACCCAGGCCCAGUACCAGACCCUGGAGAGGAAGUACAGCAAAGCCAAACGACUCAUCAAGGAGUAUCAGCAGAAGGAGAUCGAGUUCCUCAAGAAGGAGACAGCUCAGCGGCGCAUCCAAGAGGAGUCAGAGCUGGCCCACAAGGAGGAAGUUGACAAACUGCAAGAGAAGAUCUCUGAACUGGAGGCGAAGCUGCAGACUUUGAAAAAUUCCAACCCGACUUAAAAAGAGAGAGAGCAGAAAAACAUAUAAACAAACCAGAGCAAUUAACUAUUACUAUCCUUACUACUACUACUACUAUUUGCAAGGGACAUAUUUAGAGAUUUCUCCCGCCUGUGUCCACUAUUCUCUCCCCAUCCUCUGCCUGACUCCCCAUUUCCCAGCAGGGAAGUAAAAACCAAAACAAGCCGAACCCCUCUGGCAAGGCUAGCCCGUGGCCUUGCCUUGCCUUGAGGUUGGGGGACAGAGGAGAAAGAGAGGCAUCAGAGAACAGGUGGGAUGGGAAAGCCCCAUGCGGGCUACUGAUGCACAACCCAGUUACCUUGUAAGGGUGGUGAAUUGUUGUCCAUUUCCAUGUCCAGUGUGCGUCUUGUGUCAACUGGAUGGACCGACCAUGGAGGGUGGGGAGGCAGCAAUGGCCCCUUGUGUCCGAGCAUUUGCGUCCCCUGUCUGCCUGAUGAGACCUUUGCACCACCCGUGAUGGGAUUGGGACAGACCACAUGCUACCCCACUGCUACACGUUGUCUUUGCCCUUCAGUUGCGCAGGUGACAGAACUGUGACACAGCAGGACUCUGCAGGCGAAAAGCGUGACCAGCUCUUUUCAUUUUGUUUCCUAAAUCUUAAAUCGUUUGGGGGAGAUGUGGGGGUGGGGAGGGAGGGACUGUUUGUCAGGCUUUGGGGUCGGACAAUCUUGCCUUUAAUUUUCCAUCCUUUGGACAAUAUGGAAUCCAUUAUUCUCUCUGUUUUGUGCAAUGGUGGGAAAUAUGUCUGUGUUUUUAAAGGAAGAGUCAGUAGGAGGUUCUGCUGGCUGCCAUCUUUGGGACUGAGAAGAGGUUCUAACCUCCAAAACUUCUAAAAGUACCUAAAAAGACAUGAUGACCAACUAUUACAUCAGGAAAGGAACAUCUACGUUGUUUUUUCAUCCUCAUCGACAUUUUUAUUCACAUCGUCUUGGAAGAUUUCUGGGAAUUAAUACCCACAAGAUUUACAAAAUGGACCCUCCCAAGGGAGCUGAGUAUUAAAACCUAAGAGCCAGGAGCAAAAGGACGUCAAGGAAAUUGUAGCCAGGAACUGAGGCCAGGGGCUUUGGGAAACCCCGAAACUGAGCAGGGAAGUUCUCUUUCUGCUUGACUGAGAAGGAGUCUUCUCCACCUAAUUCAGCAAGCCAGCUCUUUCCUGUUUCUGCACCAGCCACUCUGCAUUUCACAAAAAGGAAAACAGGGAGAGCACCACCUGCAGUUCCCAACAGCUUGCUGUGGGUCAGCUUUGCUGCUGUCAGCGCCAGGGUCUGCUGUGGAGGUGGGUUUCUACAGGCACAGGGCAGCAAAAACAAAAACAAACCCACACACACCAAAAACCCAGUCAUUUGUUUCUCAGGAGCAAAGCGCAUGUUGAAUCAGUUUCUUGGGCCAUUAGGUUGUAAGGGUUAUUGCCUGGGAUUACGUCUUUUCUGAGAUUCAUUUCAGAACAAAACACAGAACUAUGCUUGAUGUCCUUUGUUUUACAUCACCCCGCUUUCCAGGGACAAAACUGCACAGGUCCAUUUAAUUUGGGACCGUUCCUCUUUGAAACAACACAGUGACAUCGGAACGGUCCCUGCAAGAUGCCACCCAGCCAAGGCCUUGGCUUCAGCAUCUUUCUUUCCUUUCUAGGAGAACAGUAGCAAAAAGCAGACCCACAGUGCUGCGGUACCUUAGCAGCUGUCCAGACUCGUGUGGUGUGAGCCUUUGUAGGUAGCAGCCUGAACUACAUCAGUUGCUGGCAGUGGGUUAUAAAAACCAUUGGCAUCUAAGUCCUGCCGCAGGACUCUGUUCUGCUUCCUUUCUAAUCUCCUCCCUCACCUGCUCAAUCAAAUUAGAGCAGGAUUCCAAGAUUGUAGCCCCACGUGCUUAUGCACCAUGACCCAAGGAUCAUUCAGGGCCAAGUUGGGGCAAAAAGUAUGGCAUCUCCCUUGAUCACAUGGAGACUACCACCAUACCAAAAAAAUAAAACCACAGAGUCAUAUUCCACAAAAAAACCCAUAGUGCUUGAACUCAGCUGUCCAUGUGGCUGGUACCAAUUGCAUGGAGAGCUUCCACAGCAGCACCAGCCUCCAUGGGAUUGGGGCCAAUUCCAUGUGCAAAGUGCAAAGGUGGAUUCGGAGAACAAGUAAAAAAAAACAAAAAAAACACUUCACAUCUUACCUGACAUAUAGCAAGAUGAACCCUUGAACAAAAAGCUUUCCUUCCUUCCUUCCUUCUUUAUCACUGUUGUCUAAUUGGAAAAUGUUUUUCCUUUGGGCCACCACAAGCCAUUCCUGAGCCAGGCGUUUGGCUGAGAGUGUUUCAGCACUCAGCCCAACUUUUGGAAGUGAUAUGCUUCCAAAGGUUGGGACCCAUGGAGAAGCCCUUAUUUAAAAAAUGAGCUGGUGGGAGUUGAGGAGCAUCAAUAUCCCCCAGUUGAGAAGCAUCAAUACUGUAUUCUCUUUCAGCUACUGUGCUAGAAAUUUUUUUAAAAAAACAAAAAACCAGUGAAAAUCAGGUGAAACUCCCUUGCCCCAAUAUCCCCACCCUUCUGAUAGUAUUUUUCUGGCACAGCUGUUAGCUGUGCACUUAAGGAUGUUGCAGAGCAUCUUGCUUGGAAAGUGGAGGCAAAAAUGUAUUUUGUAAAGUGGUUGCUGCAAAUGUCACUUUUUUUCAUGGAGCCAAAAUUAUGCUUUUUUCAGAAGCCUGUGAUUUAUGAUUAAUUUUUAAGCAGUAUUCUACUGGGAGAGGGCAUUCCUUCCAUUGGGUUUCAUCUGUAAACUGGAAAUUGUGGCAAGACUGGGAAGUCUUCUCACCUCCCCGCCCCCAAUGUUCUCACCCUCCACCGCACACACCUACUUUCUGCUUUAAAAAAAAAAAAAGGUUUUAUGGGAUGUUUCCCUUCACUUGACCUUGAGAAGUAUCCACCGUCAUUACUGUUUACUUCUUGUGGGGUAUUCUAAUGGGUGCUACUGCAAAAGAGAUAUCGCUUUGCAAUUUCUGACUAACUGGUUAUGAAUUUCAGGGACUGCAUCACAGAAAUUGAGGUGGGGUUGGGGGGCUGGGCUUAUUUCAAAGGAUGGACCAAUGCUUUCUCCCUGAUUUCCGGCUUCGGUCCAGAAAUGAUCAGAUCCGACAAAGAGGAAACAUAACUUCAGGGGGGAAAGUCCGCCAUGUUCCUUUCACUGGUAUUGUGACUCAUAGCUGCAAAGGAACAUCCCCGCCGAACGUACGUUUCCUCCUUACAGAACUUGUAGUACAUGAGUCAGCCAGGGUGGGCGGAACCAUCUGAGGGGACAAAUGCGCAUUCUGGUUUUUGACAAGGGGUACACCCCUAGAGAUGGAAAAUAGGUGAUAGCAUUCAAUACGUUCAACUUCCAGUGUGUUAUCACACUCUUAUUGUCCUGGCCAUCUGGCCUCCCGCACAGGUCAAAUUUGCAAUGGUGUUUCUAAAACUUUAAAAAGAUUUUAGAGCACAAAAACAAUUAUAAAAAUGUAUUGAUGGGAUUUUUUCAGAGGAAUGGAGAAGGAAAUUGGCAGGAACGUCCUCCAAAGAUCACUCUGCAGUGAUCUACAUACAAAAUACAAAAAAUUGUUCAUUAUUGUUCUAUCCCUGCAAAGAUUACUGCAGUUUUACCAUAAUCAUUUGGAGGUAGGGAUAGGGGUGAUACUACACAGAAAACUGUUAAGUGCAGCAAUGCUAUCGCCAUUUUCCAUAUCUAGGGGAUGGACGCCAACAAUCAAUACAAGCAUUCACCCCCUGAGAUGGUACUGGUGGUCAGAAUGUGUGGGCCUGGCUCAUGAGCUCUGCUGAGAUGCAGACACCCCGCUGGCCCUGUUGCAGAACAGCCCUGUGCCUCUGCAACCUAACCUUGCAUGAGCACAGUUGCACACAGCCAUGAUUUUCCACAUCUGCGAUUGGGCAAUUUGAGGUUGUAGUGGCCCCGGGCUGUUCUGCGACAGCACAAGCAGGGUUUGCACAGCCACAGCAGCACAAGCGGCGCUGAACCACCCGCAUCUCGCUGCACUGUUUGUAGGCCACUGUUGCUCCUGCAUGCAGGUUUGACGUCUGAUAAAGGGGUGUAAACUGUCCAGCGUUUUUCCACAGAUGGCAGCACUGUACAGGUGUGGACUCAAGACCACUGAAUGCAGGUCCACAUAUUUUUCUGCUCACAGAGUAGUCAAGCAAUGGUUUUGUUUUUUUAAAAAGAGUUGUUUUCCAGGUCAAGUAUAUGAGUGGAGUGGGUAUUCUAAUCCUUAUGAUAAGGCUAUGCACACAGGCAGCCAAACCCCCAGCCUGUUUGGCUGCCUGUGUGCACCACCAGGAUUAAGCCCGAUCCUGGCGCUGCCCUGCAGGUAGCCCGACUUUUUAUCCUGGCCUUUCGCCAGGGUUUAAGGGCACAAGCAUGCCCUUAAUCCCAGCACUGGGGUCAUGUGUAUGUGCCCGAGUAUACAUGGGUCAUGUGUGUGCAUCGAGCACAUAUGCAGCUCAAGCAUACAUAAAGUCAGGCUCCUAAAGCCCCCAACUCCUGAGGGAAUCCCCCAAUGCAUUGCACUCACCAUGCAGUGCAUUAUGGGAUUCCUGGAGGCUGGGGAAAGAAGUCCCAGUCUCCACUGAUCUACGCUGCAACAGCACAGACAGUGUGGGUGUGUGGCAGCGAGCUGACAAAUUCAGCCACUAUACCCUGGGAGAAAGGUAGGUUCAUACCUGCUUCCCGUCCCCCCCAUCCACCUACCUGCCCACCCGGUCAUGUGAAUAGCCUUAUUGUGUCUUAAGAAUAGGGAACCUGGGCGCGGCUGUUAUUCUGGAUUAAAUAAUCCAAAAUUAAAAGGCAAGAGGUUGUGUUCAAGACUACAGUUGAUUUCAGGACUGGGAAUUCUGUGCGGGUGUGUAGGGAAGGACCACGUUCCUAUCUCCCCCACACUCAGAUGUGGUCAAAUUGUGUGUUUUCUCACAUACACUCACCCUGAAGCUCAUACUUUUUUCUAGUGGUAAGAACCAGCAGUUCAGGAAUGGGAAUGACUGUGCUUGAUGCUGUUGGCAAAGUUUACAAAAAGCGUUGCUUGUACCUGUGGUGCAUUCAUGUCGUCUGAAGCAGGGCUGGGCCUCUGACUCACUCCGCACACACUCGAGAGUGCGCUGCCAUCAUGCCCUGCAGUACGUGGCGCUUUGGGAACAUUUGUGGUAGCCACACACGCAGGAGACCUUGUGACCUGUUGCCAAUGGUCGUGGGAAUCCUUUUUCUCCCUGACAGCCUCACACAAUGGCUCUGAAGGCAAAAAGGUGUUCUCUCCUCCCCACAGCCCCCAUGCCAGAUGAUGAAAGUGAAUGAAACAGAUUUGUACCUAAAAGGUUGGUGCAAGAAGUGUACAGUGUCCUGUGAAAGUACUUGGGUGCGAUGACCUGGGGAGGCAAAACAUGGGGAUUGAGAUGAGAUAUAAUGUCUAAUGAGUAAAUCAUCUCAAAUUUUAAUUUAAUCUCCUUUACACAGGUAUAAAUGUGUAUGUAUAUAAUAUAUAUAUAUAUAUCUGUAUGUAUGUAUGUACGUAUUGUUCCUGGUUUUGUAUUCCAAUUGUCCUAUCAUCCGGUCAUAUCAGAUAAACUGCAGGUCUUUGUUUCCA